Messenger RNA from Mytilinidion resinicola, 1038 nucleotides. Its product is annotated as NAD(P)-binding protein. Lineage: Eukaryota; Fungi; Ascomycota; Dothideomycetes; Mytilinidiales; Mytilinidiaceae. The record is from RefSeq and is a predicted model, not a curated record. The transcript has 2 exons. Bases 1 to 1038 code for a protein of 345 amino acids. Gene Ontology annotation, molecular function: oxidoreductase activity.
AUGCCCAUAAGAGACGCCAAAGACCAGGCCGCCGGCUUCACCAACCACAUCUCAAAAAUAGCCAUCAUCGGCGCCACCGGCCAAAUAGGCACCCACCUCACCGCCGCCCUCCUCGCCACCGGCAAGCACACCCUCACCGCCAUCACGCGGCCCACCAGCACGCGCCCCCUCCCCGCCGGCCUCCACGUCGCCCGCGUCGACUACACCUCGCCCUCCUCGGACCCGGCUCUCGUCGCCGCCCUCCGCGGCCAGCAAGCCCUCAUCAUCGCCCUCUCCGUCGCCGCGCCCCGCGACACCCUCCCGCGCCUCGUCCGCGCCGCGGCCGCGGCCGGGGUCUCGUACAUCCUGCCGAGCUGGUUCGGGCACGACCCGGUGAACGACGCGCUGUGUGCGGACAGCCUGCUCGCGGCGCGCCGCGACGAGAUCUGCGCGUUGGUCACCGAGCUGGGGGUUAGUCGGUACAUCCUGCUCGCGUGCAACUUCUGGUACGAGUUCAGCCUCGGCGGCGGGGCGGACAGGUUUGGGUUUGAUUUCAAGGAGCGGAGCUUGGUGCUGUUUGACCAGGGCGAGGUGCGGAUUAACACGAGUACGUGGGCGCAGUGCGGCAGGGCGGUCGCGGCGGUGUUGGGGUUGAAGGAGUAUCCGGAGGAUGAGAUGGAUGAGGGGGCGACGGUGGGCCGGUUCUGUGGGGAGGGGAGGGGGGUGUAUGUGAGUAGUUUCCGAGUGACGCAGCGGGAGAUGUGGGAGAGUGUGAUGAGGGUUACGGGGACGGCGGAGAAGGAGUGGAAGGUGAGCUAUGAGUCGGCUGAGAAGAGGUGGAGGGAGGGGAGGGCGGCGCUGGAGGCGGGGGAUCGGGCGGCGUUUACGAAGAUGUUGUAUAGUCGGAUGUUUGUGCCGAAUGGGAAGGGCGAUGGGGAUUACGAGAGUAGGAGGGGGCUGGAUAAUGAGGUCCUGGGGUUGCCGGUGGAGGAUUUGGAUGAGUGGACGGCUGUGGCGGUGGGGAUGGGGGAGAGGGGGGAGGUCGCUGGGUCGCAUUGA